AUGCACCCCGCAGAGUUGUGGCUGAAGGCUGAAGUUAUUGAACUAAAUGAGUCACGCUGCGUUUCUGGUGAGCGUCACAGAGCGAAAAAAUCGGACGUACAUGGAUUUCCACAAUAUGACAGCAAAACUCUACUUAACCUGGAUUUCAAAACUGAGCUCUUACUGCAAGGUGGUCCGAAAAGAAUGUCAAAGACCGAACAUUAG
Messenger RNA from Necator americanus (New World hookworm), 204 nucleotides. RefSeq lists its product as uncharacterized. NCBI's taxonomy places the organism in Eukaryota, Metazoa, Nematoda, Chromadorea, Rhabditida, Ancylostomatidae. The transcript is spliced from 3 exons. The record is from RefSeq and is a predicted model, not a curated record. The coding region runs from base 1 to 204 and encodes 67 amino acids.